Molecule: messenger RNA, 2181 nt
Organism: Trichoderma gamsii
Lineage: Eukaryota; Fungi; Ascomycota; Sordariomycetes; Hypocreales; Hypocreaceae
Product: vacuolar ATP synthase 98 kDa subunit
Exons: 7
Coding region: 1-2181 (726 amino acids)
Biological process (GO): vacuolar acidification; proton transmembrane transport
Cellular component (GO): proton-transporting V-type ATPase, V0 domain; fungal-type vacuole membrane; vacuolar proton-transporting V-type ATPase complex
Molecular function (GO): ATPase binding; proton-transporting ATPase activity, rotational mechanism
Source: RefSeq, a predicted model, not a curated record
AUGUCGCCUGUUAGUAAUUCAAUCGGGAGCUCGUUUACGGUGGCAUCGGAAUUCCCCGAGCCAGGCUUCUGUACAGUGGACACAUCCAGAGUUCCCGACGACCAUAUUGGAGAAACAACGCCGGCCGUGCUUCUAAAGACCAUCGACCAGGAAAUUCGGGCGUCUAGUGACCAGCCGAGUUGGCGCUGUGUCGUAGUGACCAGAGAUGGACGAAAUGCUAAUCGCGUAAAAGUAAUCGGCAGGAUUGGGGAAGAACUGGAGAGAAUCAAGAAGGUUAUUGAUGAAGGCAAGGUCCUGGAGGGAGCGAUCGAAUCCCUGAGCCAGGAAAAUGAAGUGCAGAUUGCCAAGAUGGCUUGGCUAAGCCGGAAGGAUAACACAAAAGCAUAUGGAUCAAUGGUAGUAUACCUCACCAAAAACAGUGACGCUAUGAGUUUAUUGCAAGAACAAUACUUCCUUGUCGCCGGUGUUCAGCGUAUACCAGCGUGUUUGAGCGAAGAGCCAGACCUAAACAAUGUUAUAACUGCCAAGAACUCGGCCAUAAGGCGUUCUUGUGCAGCAAGAAUCGAAUAUGUGCAAAAUGUGCCGCCGAAGGCCAACAUCAUAUCAGAAAUUCCGGAGCCGUUAAUUGACCCCACGAACAAUGAGACCGUCAAGAAGAAUGUGUUUCUCAUCUUCACUCAUGGCAGAGAGAUGGUCGCCAAGGUUCGGAAGAUAUCUGAAUUUAUGGGAGCUGAGGUGUAUAAUGUCGACGAGAAUAGCAACCACCGCCGUAACCAGAUUCACGGAGUGAACAGUCGCCUCGAGGACGUCCAGAGCGUCCUUCGCAACACCCAGGCUACUCUUGAAGCAGAACUGAACCAAAUUUCGCAAUAUCUGUCUGCCUGGAUGGCGCUCAUUGCAAAGGAGAAGGCUACAUACACCACCCUCAAUCUAUUCUCUUUCGAUCCUGCCCGCCAGAUCCUUAUCGCUGAAGGCUGGUGCCCCGCUAAUGAUUUGCCUCUCAUCAGGUUUACUCUUCAGGACGUCACCAACCGAUUUGACUCCUCCGCUCCAUCCAUUAUUAAGGAAGUCCGAUCCAACAAGAAGCCACCUACUUAUCUGAAGACCAAUAAGUUUACCGAAGGCUUCCAGACCAUUGUCGAUGCGUAUGGUACAGCCACCUAUCAAGAGGUAAACCCGGCCGUGCCUGUCAUUGUUACCUUCCCUUUCCUCUUUGCUGUAAUGUUUGGCGACUUUGGACACGCUUUUAUCCUGCUCUCUGCUGCACUGGCUAUGAUCUUUUGGGAGAAGCCUUUAAAAGAGGUUAAACUCGAACUGUUCGCCAUAGUCUUUUACGGCCGAUACAUUAUGCCGAUUAUGGCAGCUUUCUCUUCAUUCACUGGCCUCAGCUAUAAUGAUAUCUUUUCUAACUAUAAGAUGAAGAUGAGUAUCAUCCUUGGCUGGGCUUACAUGACCUACUCUCUAUGCUUCGCCUACAUCAACGCGAGAUAUUUCAAGAAGCCCAUUGAUAUCUGGGGUAACUUCCUUCCUAGAUUGAUAUUUUUCCAGGCUAUAUUCGGUUAUCUCGUCCUUUGCAUCAUCUACAAGUGGUCGGUGGACUGGCUUGGCACUGCUCUUGUCCAGAUUCCGAUCCUGCUCUUUCUCAAGCCGUUUUAUCUUCGUUGGGAACACAAGCGUGUCCGCAGUAAGGGUUACCGCAGCAUCGGCGAAAGCCGUGUUAACGCCAUGGGCAGAGACGGCGAGGACGGGACUUCAGUCAAUGAACAUGGCGCUAAUUCUAACGAAGGUGGUGAGGGAGUUGCAAUGAUUACUCAGAAUAAAGAUGAAGAUCGCGAGGAGUUCGAGUUUGGAGAGGUCCUGAUGCACCAAGUCAUCCAUACUAUUGUUUUACUUGAACUGCAUUUCUCAUACUGCUUCCUACCUACGUCUCUGGGCCUUAUCGCUAGCCCACCAGGUGCUGUCGGCGUGAUUACGAUUGUCGUCUGUUUCUAUGUGUGGUUUUUCCUCACGGUGGCCAUUUUGAUAUGCAUGGAGGGUACCAGUGUCAUGCUGCACUCGCUCAGAUUGUCCUGGGUUGAGUCUUUCUCCAAGUUCGCAGAGUUUGAGAGUUGGCCGUUCGCACCAUUCUCAUUCAAAGCUUUGUUAGAGGAGUCGGAGGAGUUAAAAGACCACUUGGGAUAA